This is a messenger RNA of Calypte anna (Anna's hummingbird), 905 nucleotides long. RefSeq names its product RAB, member of RAS oncogene family like 2B (gene RABL2B). Bases 20 to 700 code for a protein of 226 amino acids. The transcript is spliced from 8 exons. Gene Ontology annotation, molecular function: GTP binding; GTPase activity. The record is from RefSeq and is a predicted model, not a curated record. NCBI's taxonomy places the organism in Eukaryota, Metazoa, Chordata, Aves, Apodiformes, Trochilidae. Gene Ontology annotation, cellular component: Golgi apparatus; endosome.
GUGAGGCGGCGGCGUUGCCAUGGCGGCGGAGGAGCAGGAGCGGGAUCGGGCCCAGGCCCGGGAUGAGGCCGCGUCCGGCUCGGAGGAGACGGUGAAGAUCAUCUGCCUGGGCGACAGCGCCGUGGGCAAGUCCAAGCUGCUGGAGCGGUUCCUGCUCGACGGCUUCUGCCCCCAGCAGCUCUCCACCUUCGCCCUGACCCUCUACAAGCACCGCACCUCGGUGGCCGGGCAGGAGGUGCUGGUGGACUUCUGGGACACAGCUGGGCAGGAGAGGUUCCAGAGCAUGCACGCAUCCUACUACCACAAGGCUCAUGCUUGUAUCAUGGUGUUUGAUGUGCAGAGGAAAGUCACCUACAAGAACCUGAGCAGCUGGUACAAGGAGCUGCGGGAGUUCCGCCCAGAGAUCCCCUGCAUUGUGGUGGCCAACAAAAUCGAUGCGGAUAUGAAGAUGACCCAGAAAAGCUUCAACUUUGCCCGGAAGUUCAGUUUGCCCUUUUACUUUGUGUCUGCUGCAGAUGGCACUAAUGUAGUGAAGCUCUUCAAUGAUGCCAUCAAACUGGCAGUUGCUUACAAACAGAAUUCAGGAGAUUUCAUGGAUGAGGUGAUGCGAGAGCUAGAGAGCUUUGACUUGCAGAAGCAGAGUGAGAACUUGACAGAUAAAGAGGAGAGCUGUCCUGAGGAGGAUUCCCCAUCUGCCUGAGCCCCGGGGCUGGACAGAGGCAGGUGGUUCCUCUCAUGCCCCAGGAGCUGUGCUGAGGGGCAGAUGGGCCUCCACCCUUCUUGUGGGACCCUCUCUGGGAAUGACCAACCACUUGCCAGAAGAGGCAAAGCCACCCUAGGACCUGCAGGGCAGGGCCCUGCCCCAAUGUUUCAAUGGUACCUACUGGAAAAAACAAACACUAAAG